AAUCCGACUUAACUCGCUUAUGAGUUAAGUCGUGUUAUUGAGAUGAAUUGAGCAAGACCAAGAAGGAUAACUCCUAGGCAUUCCUAUUAGUUUCGCUUCGGUUAACGUCGUCACUUUCCGCAACCCUGGUUGCCACGAAGCAUGCGCAAAGCCUCCUUCCUUUUGGAAAAUUCUAGAACAACGUAGAACAAGCAAUUCCGAAGACCAGCUACUCAAUCCAAUAUCAUAUCCUUUUUAUUCUGUACAUCAGUGCAGAUUUUGGCUAAAUAAUUUUACGUUCAAUUGCGGAAAUGCUGCGCGCUAAAUCAAAACGGAAGACGGCAUCACCAUAUGCACACCAAGGGACUAGAACAAAGAGGACCUACCAACAGAUAACUACAAGUACCACACAGGAUCCAAGCGCAUCCUGUCCUUCCCAUACAAUGGCCUCCGGAUCAACUGCCACAAUGGUCUCCAGUUCUGCUGCGAGGUCUACUCCUGAGACAUCCAGUACAUCAGAUUUCCAAGAAUGGGCGGCAGCGAUUGUUUGGAGAAUACAGAUGAACAAAACAUAGAUUGUGACACUCGAUUUAUAAAGGCACUUCCCAUUAUUCAGAGAAUAGACUCUGGAGAUAAAGAAGAGGUUCGAGAUCAUUUAAGGGAAAUAUCGAAAAAUAUUAAAAGAUACAAUGACGAGGACAAGAAAGCGUUGAAAAAUUGUUUACUUUUGAAUUUAGCAAUCACAUAUGACCCUAGCUGUGAAUGUGUCGAGAAGUUUUUAAAAUACCUCCCUGGUGACAUUUUAUCUGAAGAUGUUGACGGCCAAACUGCCUUACAUGUUGCCAUAGUCCAGGGGAAUUGUAAGGCUGUAAAAAAGCUUCUAGAAUGCUGUAAGACGAAAACAUUGUUAGAAAAGAAUGCCUAUGGAAUCCAAUUCAAGAACACUGUUCUUAUGGGACAGCUGCCGUUAUCGGUAGCCGCUCUCAUGCUGAAAGCAAACGAUUCAAACUCGAAAGAUAUUGUAGACCAACUUUUAAAAAACGGCGCUUUCAUUUCAAGGAAAAACAAACAUGGCGAUACAUUAUUUCAUUCGCUUAUCAAAUACGGUGACACUUACCCAGAUAAGAUUUUCGACGUUACUUUUGCUUUUAAGUAUCUGUGGGAGAAAUACACAGAGAUAGCCUCAGAUAAAAGAAAUAGUUUUAAACUUACAGAUAUUUUGUUCUGGGAAAAUAAAGAAAACUUGACACCGUUGCAAUUGUCUGCCAAGCUUGGCGUCGGUGAAAUCUUUGACUACAUUAUUAAUAUUUCAGACGUGUACUGUUUCCAAAAUGCUAAGGAUGGUCUCUUCGACAUCCGAACAUAUGAUGUGACUGAAUUUGACCGAUUGAUAGCGUACAUAGAUAAGUCCAAAAAUUCUUGGCGAAACAAAUUCGAACUUUCAAUAUUAGAAAUGUUAUUUGAUUCGCGUUGCAACCUGAACGAAGCUUUCCAAAUUCUUAACCAGAAAGUAGUUACAUUCAUCUUACGGAAGAAAUGGAACACCUAUCGGUAUCCUAUGGCAUUCUGGCUGAUUAUGCAUUUCUUCUUCAUUGUUUUCGCAACAAUUGUGACCGUGCAAAAAUCUGACAUUUUAGUAUGUUCUGACGGAAGCCUAGAUUCGUGUGAUUUAAAUGAAAAUCCCACUAUUAAUGGAGUUGCGUAUCUCUUGGUCGGAUUAACUUACUUCCUCAUUGUCGUUAUGGUUGUUUAUAAAUUACUUGCACGUUGUUGUUACGGAAGCCGUGGAUUAGUUUGGCAUAAUCUUGAUUACAUCAUUUGUUUGACUGUGGUGUCUUUUGGUGCUUUAUUAGAAUCUGUACUUACUUUUUUUCGGACUCAUUGGGACUAUCACCUGAUAUGCUUAUUGUUAUGUGGAUGGUAUUUUAUGAUUUAUUUUUCUCCUUUUCACAAAAAUAUUGUUGCUUUCACAUAUAUGAUGAAAGCUGGGCUUUUGGGGGACUUUGUUCCGUUUUCUCUUAUAUUCACAUUCCUUUUGAUAUCGUUUACUACGGUCAUGCAUGUCCUUUUUAAAGGGGCGGAUGAAGAUCCAGAGGAAUUCCAUACCUUUAGAGAGUCUAUUUUAACCAUGUUUAAGUUGGGGGUUGGUCUCAAUGAUAUCGGUGUUCUAAAUCAAUCGAGAAUCCCGUGGUUGGCAUAUACAAUGUUCGUGCUCUUUGUAAUUUUAUCAUUUAUACACUUGCUGAAUGCUCUUAUCGCCAUAAUGUCUCAGACGUUUUCAGAUGUUCACAAGGAAAAAAACUCAUAUCACAAAUACCAAAAACUGUGCAUGAUAGAGUUAUUUGAAGAUAUCAUGAUUACUCCUUUUCUGGUUAAACUUAUACCAUGUAUCGAUAGGGCAAAACACUGGACAACUCAGCGAGAGUUACCUCAUCCAGAGGACAAUGAUAUAAAGAGGUAUCGCUAUUUGACAACUGUUCACUCGUUGGACGAUUCUUUUUAUGAUAAGGAGGACAAAGAAGAGAAAAUGAAAUCUGAUGUACAAAUUAAUGUAAGUCAAGUGAUUGACUUGAUACGAAAAGGAAAUAAUGAGGUAAUCUAUUUGAUGCAAAAUGCAAAAAAUGAAAACAAAAAUGUAAUCAACGAGCGCGAAGACAUUACAUUCGUGGUGGAAAGGAGCGAUCGCGACCAAUCGCAACAAUUCCCUGAAGUUAACUGAAUUCAUUUAAUUUUCUAUGCCCAAGAAGAAUAUGCUAGUGCAUUUAUUGCAAGAUUUUCUUCUUAAAGGAAUGUCUCAGAAAGAUAAAAAAUCCAAUUUAAAUAGCUUGACAGCGAAUAAGAUACGGAAUAAGAAUUGUUAUGGAAUCAGAUGAUCUUUAUAUUGAAUGUUUUUAAUUUUCAUAUAAAUGUUGAAUAUGAAUAUGCCCUUUCUGCUGUUAUCACGCAACAAUGUGAAAACAUUAAUUAUCGCGUUCUUAUUUCUGCACAUCUGCGUAUUUUCAGUACUAUGUAUAUUAAACUUUAUUUCACACGUAUAUUUAUAUCAAAUGUAGACUUGACAUUUUUAAUGUGUGUUUGUUAUAUCCCAUUUUCUAGAACUCUUCCUGAUUGUUUGUAAACAAAGGUGGAACGUCGGAUUGGCAUUUUGACGUCAACGUUAUUGUUAAGUGUGGCAUUGGUAUGUGAAGGACUUUUCAAAUUAUCUACAACACAUUUCAAUGACCUUGCUAAAAUUGAUGUUCAAAUGUAAAUAUUUCUGUGUGACAAUAUCAAAAACAUACAUUUUUUGUUUUACAUGUAUUUGUUACUGAAAAUAAACAAAAUUGUGAUUUUCAAGAAAAGUGUUUAUAUCAGCAAUAAUGUUCGUGAAGUUAUCAAUACACUUUGCAAUAUAUGAAAUUUGAAAUUCUUCAAACAUUGUUUUAGAUGUUGUACUUUCAUAAAUCAUGAAUUUGAUAUGAAGUCUCAAAAUAAAUUUGAAUGAAUUUAAAA
Messenger RNA from Ostrea edulis (European flat oyster), 3471 nucleotides. RefSeq names its product transient receptor potential cation channel subfamily V member 3-like. Bases 509 to 2698 code for a protein of 729 amino acids. Gene Ontology annotation, biological process: calcium ion import across plasma membrane. The transcript is spliced from 3 exons. NCBI's taxonomy places the organism in Eukaryota, Metazoa, Mollusca, Bivalvia, Ostreida, Ostreidae. Gene Ontology annotation, cellular component: membrane. Gene Ontology annotation, molecular function: protein binding; monoatomic ion channel activity. The record is from RefSeq and is a predicted model, not a curated record.